ACUCUUGAGUGGGGUUUGGGGAAGAUAUACCUUUUCUGGCACCGUGGAGUGUUUGUAGCUUCGUCGUCUUCCUCUUCUUUCCCCAGCUCUGUUAUUUCAUUUUUACUCCACUCCCUCCCUUUCUCUCUCUAUCCCUUCCCCCUUCCUCUCUCUUCCUUCCAGCUUUGCUGAUGUAUUUGGGGGCUGAGGUAUUUAGCUUGAAGAGUGGUAGGUAGUUCAAGAUCCAAAGAUGUUGGAUGGGAUUCUCGGCCGAGGCUUUACAUCCAAGUGCAAAUCCCAGAUUAAAUUGACCAAAAGUCGGAUCGAUGUGAUUCGGAGGAAGAAGAAAGCAACUCUGAAAUUUCUGAAGAAAGAUAUUGCUGAUCUACUCGCAAAUGGGCUGGAUAUUAAUGCUUAUGGAAGGGCUGAGGGGCUUCUAGUUGAAUUAACAAUUUCGUCCUGUUAUGAUUUCGUGGAGCAAUCAUGUGAUACUGUGUUGAAGCAUCUUCCAAUCAUGCAAAAGCAGAGGGAAUGUCCAGAGGAAUGUUGUGAGGCUAUUGCAUCUCUAAUGUUUGCUGCUGCUAGAUUUUCGGAUUUGCCAGAAUUGCGCGAGCUCAGGCAAAUCUUUCAGGAGAGGUUUGGUACUUCUGUGGAACAUUUGGAGAACCGGAAGUUUGUUGAGAAUUUAGCUUCCAAGCCUUCCACAUUGGAGAAGAAAGUUCAGUUAUUGCAAGACAUAGCUUUGGAAUUUUCAAUUAAAUGGGAUUCUGUGGGCUUUGAGAAGAGAAUGUCCACUCCCCCAGCCUAUGCUCAGGGCUUACCUAAAGAUUUUGGGGCUCACAAUGCUGCAAUAGAAAAAAGUCCUUCCCAUGCUAAGGCAAUUGAUCCAAGAGUGAAGGAUGGUGGUGUGUCAUACAGAGAAAAAUUUGAGGAAGCAAAUGCCAGGCACAGAUUCCUCAAUCCUAGUGAUAGUACCAUUGUAGGAGGAAAAGAACUCAAGUUUCAGCCGAAACAAGAAUUUCCCCGACACAGACAUGAGAAUAGAGUAUACGACGAAGAAGAGACGAUCUUGAAAUCCGAUGGUCGUAUAAAUCUUUAUGGAGAGAAAAAAGGUCAUGAAGCUAGAAUUGGUAGAAUGGGCAGUUCUUCUUCGAGUGAAGUACAGAAAGAUGCAGAUAAUGAACUAGUUGUGCAGAAUGGCAGAGAACGGAGAGUUCCAGAUUACUUGAAGUCUUCACCUUACAACAAUCCAGGUCUUGCUCCAACUAGUAAGCAUGAAGCUGGAAAUGGGAUGAUGAGCUCUGCCUUCGGACCUCGUAGAAUGGGCAGUUCUUCUUCCAGUGAAGUAUUGGGCGAUGUAGAUGAUGGAAGAGUUGUGCAUAAUAGCCGAGAGAGGACAGUUCCAAAUUACUUGAAAUCUCCACCUUACAGUAAUCCAGGUCUUGCUCCUAGUAACAUUAAAGAGCCAUCAUCUGGCAAUACUCAUACUGGGCAUGGAUAUGCAGUUCAUCAAGGGAAGGCUGAGGAGGAUAAACAUCAAAAUACAAAGCCCAGCUUCAACAGUAUCCUCCCUCCUCCAUAUGUAAAGGCCAACUCUAGAAGAAAGGAUAACAAGGAUAGGAGCCAUGACAACAAUUGUGUCAAGUCAGAAAUGACCACCGGUGUCGAAUUAGAACCCCGCCAUUCUGACCAUGAGAGGCAGGUUAUUAGUCCUUUGAGAGCAAGUAGUCAUGGUGGUGAAAUGGAUCAUUUCUUUGGUGGUCGGAUACCUCCCGACGCUCUGCCGAAACCAAGAUCAGUUCGGAGAAGGCACCACAAGCCACGUUCAAGUCAUUCAGUUGAUGACAAUGCUGAGGACAUUCGAACGGUGAGAAAGAAGUCAAGAAGUAGUAGUAGGAGAAGGGAUGAUAAACGAGGCUUGCAGCUGUUAAUAGACGAACAGGAGAAUGAAAGGGAUGAAGAAGAAAGGAUAAUAGACAAGCUUUUGAUACAUUAUAGUAAGAAACCAUCAACCUUUGAACCGGGAAAGAUAAGAAGGAAACCCAAAAAUCAUCUUUCUCUUGGAAAUGGUACUGAUUCUGCCAAGUCCCCUUUGAAUCUAAGAAGCAGAGAUGAAGCUGAUAAGCAGGCAGACACAGUUCAUCCACCAGCUCGAUCAGCUUCCCUACCUCCUGAACAUCAUCUGGGUCCAUCAGAAACAACCAAAGUAUAUACUCGAGCUAUUUCCUUUCAACCAGACCGAUCAAGUGCAGCUAAACAUGUUCAUCCUAAAUUACCUGACUACGAUGAUUUGGCUGCCCGAUUUGCAGCCUUGAGAGGAAGGUAAAUCUUUGUCCUCUUUUGGUUGCCUCUCCCACGAACCUUUUACCCAUUUCACAUUGUAUAGCUUUGCGUGUAUGUGAGCUGCAUCUCGUCAUAUCUCCCAUCCAUAGUCCCAUAGUCAUCAUUGCUUUUUGAAGAUUUAUAUUGUUUGACCUGUAAUAGCGAGUGUACGACUUCAAAAUUUGAAAUGAUACAGAUGUUGAUAGCUAAAUGUAAGAUCAACCCAACCCCAUUCACGAGCUGAGUCGCUAGUGUUACCCAGCUUGCCCCAUCAUCAUCCACAAAGGAACAACUUUUCUUUUCCUAUUUGUUUAAAAAAUGCAUCUUGCUCCCGA
Cucurbita pepo subsp. pepo (vegetable marrow) is the source of this 2636-nucleotide messenger RNA. Its product is annotated as Regulator of Vps4 activity in the MVB pathway protein. The record is from RefSeq and is a predicted model, not a curated record. Lineage: Eukaryota; Viridiplantae; Streptophyta; Magnoliopsida; Cucurbitales; Cucurbitaceae. Gene Ontology annotation, biological process: protein transport.